Messenger RNA from Rotaria sp. Silwood2, 2466 nucleotides. The record is from the annotation of a GenBank genome assembly. NCBI's taxonomy places the organism in Eukaryota, Metazoa, Rotifera, Eurotatoria, Philodinida, Philodinidae.
AUGCCACGUAAAUAUAUUAAAAAAAAUGAAAGAAAAUAUAGCAAUGCCAAAUUUGAACAAGCUAUGAACGCAAUUAAAAAUGGUCUCAGUAUUCGUCAAGCAGCAAAAGAUUUUCAUGUACCUUAUACAACUCUAUGCACACAUACAGCUGGUCAUGUCAUUUACGAGCGAAUUGGUCGACCAACUAAGUUUACAGAUGUCGAAGAGUCUCACCUUGCACAAUCAGUUUUAGCUUUGCAAGUAAAACCUGUAUCAAUCAAUGAAUUUCUAAAUUUGGCAAAGCAAUAUGCAUCUGCUCUUAACAAAGAUAAUUUAUUUCCAAGUGAUAUGCCAACAUAUGACUGGUUGCGGUCCUUUUUAUCUCGUCAUUCGAAUCUUGUACUGAAGAACUCUACUCCAAUUGACAAAAGUCGAGCAAAAGUUACUGCUAGCCAAGUGAAUGAAUGGUUCAAUUUAUUAACCAAAGUGAUUAAUGACAAUGAUUUAGCAAAUCGUCCUGGUCAGAUAUAUAAUGCUGAUGAAACAGGCUUUUCUGAUACUACUGGUUCAUCAAAAGUAUUAGUCCAUCGUGGCACAUCCAAUGCUUAUAAAAUUGAAGGAGGAACUGGAGGAAAGUCCUUUACUAGUGUUUUAAUUUGUGCGUCUGCAACUGGACAUAUAUUAGCGCCAUUUGUUGUCUAUCGUUCAAAAAGACUCUUUCAAGAAUGGUGUAUGGGCGGUCCAUUAAAUACAGGUUUUAGUAAUAGUGAUAGUGGAUGGAUGGAGAAUAAAAUUUUUUAUGAAUGGUUUCAAGAAAUGUUUUUGGAAGCCACGAAACAUUUACCUCGUCCUGUACUUCUUAUACUCGAUGGACAUAAAAGUCAUUUCACGAUAGAAACACUUGAAUUGGCUGUCAAAAACGAAGUGAUUAUCUUGUGUCUUCCUCCACAUGCUACUCACGUACUUCAACCCUUAGAUUGUGUUUUCUUUAAUCCAGUAAAAGUACAAUGGAAAACAAUUUUGAAAAAUGAAUAUCAACGUACACGUAAUAAGACCGUUGGCAAAUCUCGUUUUCCUGCACUUCUGUCACAAUUAUGGAAAACAGAUGCAAUUACAGAAAAAACUAAUAUUCUCAAGUCUUUCAUGAAAACUGGGAUUUUCCCAUUAAACCCGGCAUCCAUCGAUUGGUCAAAAAUUUUACAAGAUACAACAACAUGUGUAAAUGUCAAUAUUUCUUCACCAACUGUUACUGCUACAUGCUUUAACAAUGAGAUGAACAACUCCAAUGAUAUCUCUGCUUCUGAUGUAUCUACUGCGUCCAACAACAACCAUACCGAUGUGACUAAUCCAUCAAUCAAUGUUUCAAAUACUACUGUCACCGCCAUUUCAUCGUUUGAUUCUUCUAUUCAAGCAAUAUCGGUUCUAGAUCAAGUACUGAACGAGACAAUCUUAAGUCAUGACGACGAAGAUGAGGAUUAUCUUCCGAAUCGUUCAACUGGCACUUCAAUCGAUACCGUAACAUUGUCAUCCAAUCAACAAUCUUGUUUGCAGCAAAGUUCCACAUCUCAAGGUCAACAGCCAAUCAAAUCACGACGAAGUUAUCGAAAGAGGAAGACACGUCCAAAAAUUAUUGGCAUAGAUUCAUUAGAUGAAGAAGAUGAUACAGCAGCAAACAUUUCAUCUGCCGAAUCAUUAAAAGCUAUAACAGAUACAUUGCAAGCUGUGUUUGCACCAACACCUGAUCAGCUGCAAACUAAACCAACAAAACGAACUUUAGUUCGUCAAUCAUCUGGUCAAGUAAUGACUCAACAAAAAGUAAUUGAACAGCUUGCAAAACAAAGACAAAAAAAUUCAAAAAAAUCAUGUACUACAAGUCGAACAUCAAUGUCAAGAAAAAGUCAUAAAGUAAAUUCAAAUGCUGAAUUUCAAAGUCUGAUAAAAUUAGUUCUUAUAUUUUCAGAUUCAUCAUCUAUUGAUCCAGCUAUAACAAGUUCAAUAUCAAUCGGAUCGUCAAAUGUUGAGACGAGCCGAUAUCCAGUUUCAUAUUCAUCACUUCCAUUACCACCAAAUUUUCAAAAUGUCACAACACCACCAUUAUUUUCCUAUCCAUCUUCUGCUGCUCAAACAACUAUCUCUUCGAAUUUACCAAGUGCAAUUGGUUAUAUGCAACCCUACUACAAUCAAAACUUACUCAUAAGCUAUGAAGAGUGGCCUAAAGCAAUUAUAACAGAACAAGAACUGGGCGAAUGUCCGUACUUCAUUCGUGGCUAUUGUACAGACAAACCAGCAUGGCAUUGUAUUUUAGUUUCUUUAAGCAACGCUGCUGAAGUAGAAGCUCUCAAAGGAGAUAAAACUGUGAACUGCAAUGACCUCGGCCGCUUGAUUAAUUAUCUUGAUAAUCAAGGUAAAAUUAAAUCAAUGUCUGGCUGGGGUUUUGAUUCACCCAAAAUGAUCAAAACAUUGAUUGACAAUCAUUAUGGUAAAUAA